Molecule: messenger RNA, 1186 nt
Organism: Styela clava
Lineage: Eukaryota; Metazoa; Chordata; Ascidiacea; Stolidobranchia; Styelidae
Source: RefSeq, a predicted model, not a curated record
ACUAUUGUAGGCAGCUCUUUACUUAGCAAUGUGUUUGGGGCAAGCUUGCUGUUAUGGGGAAACGUUCUGUCUUUAUAAUAUAGUGGGUAUAAUACAUUUGUCAUUGUGUUUAAAUUUGCAGAAGCAAUGGGUGGCACCUCCCUGUAGAGAUAUAUCAGAAAUACUCUUUAAUACAUCAAAACAAAAGGAAAAGUAUUGUUACUUUUAGAAUUCAAUGUUACCACCCGGAACUCUAACUACGAACUUACAACCGAAGACAACAUCACAUACACUUUGACCGGAUUUCAAGCUCCCAUUGGAAAUGACUUCAAUACCGAGGUUUCAUUCCACCUUGUCUACGACAUGGAAGAUGGAGUCGAUAGAUUAUUCGCUGUUUGAUUAUGAUCUCACAGGUUAUAGUUAAAUAUAGUAUACUGUAUAUGACUCUAAACUCAAUAUGAAUCCACCAACACCACCACCCAGAGAAAAAACACCUUGCAAGACCAAAAAGGUAAUAACAACAAAAUGUAACAAAAAAGAAGAACAGCAACAAUCCGGGAUAGCAGGAGCUCCGCUCAACGUGUCAACAACAUCUGACAUAUCUCAACAUAGCGAGAUAGUGAGUGGAAUCCUUCCUCUAAUAACAAGGAAUAUAAUACAAGGCAUCACCUUGCAACUUCCCGCCAUGGUAGGCCAGUGCCUCCAGGAAAACUAUGACUUUUCAGAUAACUCUGAUAUACUAACCCCUAUAACACCAAAUAUCCAAGAAGUACUCAGUGAUUUGAGCCAGUCCAUGCGAGAAAUAAGAUCAGAAUUAGCUGAAAUAAAAGAAAGCCAAUCAUUUCAUACCAAGAUGUAUGAUGACCUCGCAAAUAAGAACAAAAUCUUGGGAAAACAAGUAUCCAAUAACAAAAGAACUAUCGAUAAUCUUCUUGAGCGAAUAUAUGAUCUGGAAGACGAUCUAUACUAUGUCUCGGAGAAGCUUGAAGAUCAAGAAAGACGCGGGCGUCUAGAGAAUCUCGAGUUUCAUGGAGUUCCCAUCACUGAAAAUGAGAAUACGGAUGAAAUAGUCUGUAACAUAGCAAAGAUGAUUGGCGUUAACAUCCAUGCCACCGAUAUCUCUGUUUCACACAGAAUGCCAACAGGAGCCCAACAUACUAGAACUCCUGCCAUAAUUGCAAAAUUCGUCCACCGCAAAACAAAAUGA